AUGUCUCCCUCGUUUUUAGGCAGGAAAGUUGGUCCUGAAUUCAUCAACAAGGAGUAUCACGAUUACCUCAAACAGCAAGUCAAGCAAAGUCAUAAAUCAGUCAAAGAAGAAAAAUCAGCCAGCGUAGGAUCAGAUACUCCGCGAAGUGCAUCACCUAAAGUCGAACCAGUCCCACCGCAGGGACAGAAAGCGCGGUUGCAACGAAAGCGCGAAGAAAUGAGAAAGAGAGGAAUAUUCGUACAAGCCGACAGUUUGGAAGAUUUGCCAACUGUAUUUGAGAAGACUGAAGUGCAGUUUCGCCCCUACAUAUGUCCAGCUGUGAAUAGGAAGCUGCGCUGGAAGAAAAAGCUCGACAAGCAUCCUAGGAAGAAACCAAUGCAGAAGAAAGCCAGAAAGGAAAGCAAAGAAAAGGAGCAGGUGAAAUGGUUCAUGCAGCUCACAAUUUCAAGCGAUGAAACGACCACAACCACUGAAGCUGCCACGACUACCGAGGAACAACCCACUAAAACCCAGGAAACUGCCAAUUUUCCUCCCAAGCAUACGUUAGAUGGAGCUAGGAAAAUACUGCAAGUUGCCUUCAGAGAUAAGGAGUCUGAAAAAAUCCUUACCUCGUACGAAAACGAUGUGAUUGUGAAGCUUUUCUCUGGAAAGAUUCCGUUUGACGCCAAUGUAGUUUAUCGACAAGAGGCAGAGAAGGAAACAACUGGUAUUAAUUGGGCCAAAAUCCUGCUGCUCUAUCCACGCCAGCGAUCUUUCGACGACGGUGCCGCCGACGUUUUUGGAAACUUCACGCGAGCACGACGUGGACAUUGGCUGUGGGGAUGCAUUUUUGGUCCAAAUGAUUCCAAGUCAUUUGAUGAGGUUGACAGAGAGAAGAAGUCACAGGUACAGUUCGCCCAACAUUCAACCAAACAGCUGAAAUUAGAUAUGACCUGA
Messenger RNA from Haemonchus placei, 936 nucleotides. The record is from the annotation of a GenBank genome assembly. Lineage: Eukaryota; Metazoa; Nematoda; Chromadorea; Rhabditida; Trichostrongylidae.